Molecule: messenger RNA, 2628 nt
Organism: Crotalus tigris (Tiger rattlesnake)
Lineage: Eukaryota; Metazoa; Chordata; Lepidosauria; Squamata; Viperidae
Product: protein mono-ADP-ribosyltransferase PARP12-like
Exons: 7
Coding region: 1582-2541 (319 amino acids)
Molecular function (GO): NAD+ poly-ADP-ribosyltransferase activity
Source: RefSeq, a predicted model, not a curated record
GGCUAACUGUAUAAAUAGCUGUGCAGGAGCCUUUAGGGCUGCUUCUGUUCUGAGUUAAUAAACUUGUUUUCUGUUUCAACACUCUGCCUCAUUCAAUGCCUAAAGAACCGAAGAUAUAACAACUAGAAUUCAAGCUCCUAAGGGAAGGCAGGAGAGAAAUCCAAUGAAUAAUGAAAUAAAAGUGUGCUAAGCCAGGAUCAAGCAUACAGCCUUUACUAUAGUGUUGUCGGUGCUAGUUGGUACAUUUGCCAUGAGAUUUGGGAUUAAAGUGGACAUUAUGCAAUGACUGAUGAAGUCACACUGGAUGGUUCUAAUGUUGCUAUUUUUCUUUUAUGGGUCAAGAUGGGAGGCCAUUCCUAGGGAGUUGGCUGCCAAACACAGACUUUGCUUCUCUGUUCUUUCUUUCUUGCAAGCCAUAUAGUUUGCAAGACAGCCUUGUUAUGUGCUCCUGGCUACUUUCCUUCAUGACCAGAGGCAAGCUCACCUGACCAAUAACCAGCCAAGACACAGUGAAGGCCUUUUGUUGUGUUUAUUGCAAUAAGUGGGGAGAGAAGCUAUCAAAGCUUGGUUUUCUCCAAAGUUUUAACCCAAAAUAUUUCCUUCUUUAUACAUCACUUAUCCCGGCCGCCACAUCCCUCCUCUUUCCCCGUUGGGUGAGGUACUAUGAAGUUACACUCUUUCCGACCGCCUCCUACAUAUUUCUUGCUACAUACUAAAUCAUACAUCACAUGUACAUUAAAAUUAGGAGAUAAUUCAUGCAAGAUGUGUCAGUUAACAUUAAUCAAUUAAUUGCGCAUGUUCAGUUGACUGAAUUCUGGCCCCCUUUUUAUGACUUCUUAGAAAAAUAGGUUCUUUCCUGUUUUGCUAGUUAUCUUCUAUUACAGAUGUUUUCUUCUUCCUUUUCCCACUCUUAAGAUCCAGCUAUUUUUGCCUACAUAUUUCCUUUACAUCCUUUCUUUAUGCUAACCUCUCCUCUUUCCCACCAUAGCUUCUCUACUCAGUAAAUUUCGAUUGCAGCAAAUUCAAUUUUAAAUUUCUCUUUCAAUAUUAAAUUUUGAAGACCUUUCUUUUACUUCUAUCAGCCUGGUAGGGAAAUGGCUACCAUUAUUUAUUCAUCACAUUUCUACACAGCUCAUUUCACCUAAGUGACACAGGUUACAGUAAAAAUAUUUGAAAUAAAAGCAUAAAUAGGAACAAGUUAAAACAAUUUUUAAAAGACAGAGUUAAGAUAUUAAACAUUAAAAAGGUUGAGAGAACCUCAUCAUGAUCCCAACCAUCCCCAAGCUUCCCUAUCACUCUUUGUUUGACCCACAUGCUAAUUGGCAAAACCAGGUCUUAGCGCUCUUUUGGAAGGCUAGAAGAGCGGGGCCCUGCUCAUGUCUGGGGGGGGGGUACACAGAGGGCAGGGUUGCUACACAGAAGAACCUAACUGGAGGACAGUGAAUGUCUACCUCUUUGUCUCAGAGUAAAAUGUGAAUUGAUUGAUUUCCCUCCUUUGUUUUUACAUGCUUGCUGACAUGCCUGAUUUUUUUCCCCCAGAAGAUGCCUGGGGCUAGAAUUCAUAUCUGACUCUCCUAGCAAAUGCCAGUGGUCAUGCUGUUUGACUCCAUUGUCAGAGUAGAGUUUAUCUGGUAUUGGCUGGAUGGAAAUGGCAAGUGGAUUGAGUAUGGCCAAAAGGAUUCUGGGCACUGUGUUUCCUCAAUAUCAUCCUCUGAGUUAGAAGUUAUUUUCCUAACUGACUACAGAGGAGUUGUAUUUUUCCAGGCUGGGACUCAGCUGUAUUCAUUAAAUUUUCAAGAGAUGGUUCAGAGAAAUGUGUACUACGGAACACAGAGGAAAGUCUGCAGAUGGCCUCGACUUGUAUUUUUUGGAGGUAGACGCAAAAGUGAGAAGAGCUGCCGUUUUGAAUCUUCUUUUCCCUUCCACUUGUUUCCUUCAAACUGGGAUCAGUCAGCCCUUCCUGACAUAGGAUAUAAGCUGAUAGAGAUCUCUGAUUCUUCAGAAGAAUAUCAUGAAAUCAAGAUACUUUUUGAGAAGACAAUGCAAGAUUACGUUAUACAUAGACUUCAAAGAAUUCAGAAUCCUUCUCUCUGGCAGGUCUUUCAGUGGCAAAAAGAGCAGAUGAAGAAGUUGAAUAGAGGAAAGGAAAUUGAUGAACGGCUCUUGUUUCAUGGCACUAACACAUCUCACCUGUAUGACAUCUGUGGGCAAAACUUUGACUGGAGAAUUUGUGGCACGCAUGGAACACUAUAUGGAAAAGGAAGCUAUUUUGCCAGAGAUGCCUGUUACUCCCACGCGUACUGCAAGUCGAAAAGUCAAACAAAGGCCAUGUUUGUAGCUAGAGUUCUGGUUGGAGACUAUGCCCAAGGAAAAGCUUCUUAUGUCCGCCCUCCUCCUAGACCUAACCAAUCGAAUGGCUUCUAUGAUAGCUGUGUGGACGAUGUUCUGAAUCCUUCUAUUUUUGUCAUCUUUGAGAAGUAUCAGAUUUAUCCAGCCUAUAUUGUUGAGUAUGAGGAACUAUCCCAUUGUGCGAUCAUGUAAAGGCAGCAAUUCUUUGGUUGUUGUUUUUUCAUGGCUUUUCAUUUUUUUAUAUGUAUAUAUAAAUUUAAAAUAUUUCUUAUUUUAAAA